Lottia gigantea (owl limpet) is the source of this 213-nucleotide messenger RNA. RefSeq lists its product as hypothetical. The annotation marks the transcript as partial. The transcript has a single exon. Lineage: Eukaryota; Metazoa; Mollusca; Gastropoda; Lottiidae. The record is from RefSeq and is a predicted model, not a curated record.
CGCCCAUCCAACCUUCUUGCAAAUGCAGCAAAAUGGUCAAGUUACAAACAUCACAACACAGUCAAAUUUCUUAUAGGUAUUAUGCCACCGGGAUCUGUGUCAUUUAUUUCUAAAGGUUGGGGUGGCAGAACCAGUGACAAACAUGUAACAGAAAAUAGUGGUUUCUUGUCAAAUAUUCUACCAGGAGAUCUUGUUCUUGCCGAUAGAGGAUUU